AUGGCGGACGAAGCGUACUGGAUUGGCGCCGCCCCGUCGUCCCAGAGCUACCUCCAACAGCAGAAGAUCAUCGACGUGGCCAAGAAGUCGGGCGCCCAGGGUAUCCACCCUGGCUACGGCUUCCUGUCCGAGAACUCCGACUUUGCCAACCUGUGCGAGCAGGAGGGCAUCACGUUCAUUGGCCCGCCGGCGUCUGCCAUCCUGUCCAUGGGCUCCAAGAGCGAAUCAAAGGAGAUUAUGGAGCCGUCUGGCGUGCCCAUCGUCAAAGGAUACCACGGCGAGAACCAGGACCCGUCGUUUCUCCUUGACCAGGCCCGCGACAUUGGAUUCCCCGUCCUCAUCAAGGCCGUCAAGGGCGGCGGUGGAAAGGGCAUGCGUGUCGUCAUGCAGGAGAAGGAUUUCAUGGAGAACCUCGAGAUGGCAAAGGGCGAGUCCCGCAAGCACUUCAGCGACGACCGCGUUUUGAUUGAGAAAUACGUCCAGCGCCCACGUCACGUCGAAGUCCAGGUGUUUGCGGACAAGUACGGCAAUGCGGUGUAUCUGUUUGAGCGCGACUGCUCGUUGCAGCGCCGCCACCAGAAGAUCAUCGAGGAGGCGCCCGCGCCCGGCCUGUCCCCCGAGCUGCGCAAGGAGCUUGGCGAAGCGGCUGUGCGGGCGGCGCUCGCUGUCGGAUAUGUUGGCGCCGGCACCGUCGAGUUUAUCAUGGACACCACCACCCACGAGUUCUUCUUCAUGGAGAUGAACACCAGGCUGCAGGUUGAGCACCCUGUAACGGAGAUGGUGACCAACACGGAUCUCGUUGAGUGGCAGCUGCUUGUUGCUUCCGGUUAUGAGCUUCCCGCAACACAGGAUGAGAUCCAGCUGCGCGGGCACUCGUUUGAGGCGCGCAUCUACGCCGAAAACCCGGACAGCAACUUCCUCCCCGGCUCUGGCCCGCUCUCCUACCUCCGCACGCCAGCAGAGGCCCACGACGUGCGCGUUGAGACGGGCGUUCGCGAGAAGGACGAGGUGUCAAUCCACUACGAUCCCAUGAUUGCCAAGCUCGUUGUGUGGGGCGCCGACAGGAGCCAGGCACUCAACAAGCUGCGCACUGAACUCGGCAACUACACUAUUGCUGGCCUGCCAACAAACAUCAAUUUCCUGCAGGCCUGCGCGGGGCACCCGGAGUUUGCUGCCGCCAACAUCACCACCGACUUCAUUGACGAUCACAAGAGCGUGCUGCUUCGUGCUGCCGACACCGAGACCGCUGUGCCCAACGAUGUGUUUGCAAAGGCCGUGGCUGCCAUCAUGCACGCCAAGACCCUCGCAGCCCGCACCAACGACUCUCCCUGGGACGGUCUGCAGCACUUCCGCCUCAACAGCCACCACGUCGAGAACAUCACCCUCCUGGCACACGGAGUUGAGCACACGGUGAACGUGGAGUGCCUGCCUGGCGACCGGUACACCCUGACGCUGCCCAACGGCACCACAAUGGCUGUGGAGGACAUUCGCACUUCCGGCGAUGGCAGCGAUGAGAGUUUUAUUGACGUGACCAUUGACGGCCACCGCUCCCGCUGCAACGCCGCGCUCCUUGACCACGACGUCCACGUCUUCACAGAGGGAAAUCACUUUACGUUUUCGCAGCCGCGCGAGUCUUACGAGAUGGCGGACAGCGGCGCCGAUGAUCCGGACAAGGUCGCCGCUCCAAUGACCGGCACCGUCGUCAAGGUGAUGGUGACCCCCGGACAGGAGGUCAAGGAAGGCGACACUCUUCUCGUCAUGGAGGCCAUGAAGAUGGAGGUGCGUUUGCGACGCGUGACACAACUUGCUCGUGGACCAGUUUCUGACACAAGGGUAUCUUCGUCCCUAUUUUUCAUCUAAUAACUCUUCUCACUCACCCUCGUUCAUCACAC
Messenger RNA from Salpingoeca rosetta, 1892 nucleotides. Its product is annotated as 3-methylcrotonyl CoA carboxylase. The transcript is spliced from 16 exons. NCBI's taxonomy places the organism in Eukaryota, Choanoflagellata, Craspedida, Salpingoecidae. Gene Ontology annotation, molecular function: methylcrotonoyl-CoA carboxylase activity; ATP binding; metal ion binding. The coding region runs from base 1 to 1860 and encodes 619 amino acids. Gene Ontology annotation, cellular component: mitochondrion. The record is from RefSeq and is a predicted model, not a curated record.